AUGUCCAGUGAAGCGCGUUUGCACACCAUUUGGCAGGCUGCCAAUUGGCUCGUGGUGGUUGGUGAUGGUGCAUGUGGGAAGACCUCUCUUCUGAUUGUCUUCAGCAAGAACCAGUUUCCAGAAGCAUAUGUGCCGACGGUAUUUGACACGGACUCGAUUGAUAUAGAGGUGGAUGGGAAAUAUGUCCAAUUAGACCUUUGGGACACUGCUGGACAAGAGGAUUACGAGAGGCUCCGCCCACUUUCCUACCCGGAAACCCAUAUCAUUCUCAUCUGUUUCUCGAUCGACUUCCCAGAUUCCUUGGAAAAUGUUAUCGAAAAAUGGACACCUGAGAUCAAACACUUCUGCCCGAAAGUGCCGUUCUUACUGGUUGGAAAUAAGAAAGAUUUGAGGGACGAUGAAGAGACACUGAGAGAAUUAGAGAAAAAGAGACAGGUACCAGUGAAGUAUGAACAAGGAGUGGAAGUUGCUCAAAGGAUCGGAGCAGUUGGGUAUUUUGAGUGCUCUGCGAAGCGUAACGAGGGAGUGAAGGAGAUCUUCGAUGUAGCGGUUCAAGAGACACUCCGAAAGCAGAAAAAGCCAAAACCACAAUUUUGUAGAAUUUUGUGA
This is a messenger RNA of Caenorhabditis remanei, 609 nucleotides long. RefSeq lists its product as uncharacterized. Gene Ontology annotation, molecular function: GTP binding; GTPase activity. Lineage: Eukaryota; Metazoa; Nematoda; Chromadorea; Rhabditida; Rhabditidae. Gene Ontology annotation, biological process: small GTPase-mediated signal transduction. The coding region runs from base 1 to 609 and encodes 202 amino acids. The record is from RefSeq and is a predicted model, not a curated record. The transcript has 4 exons.